AUGCCUCCACCUCGAGCUCACGGAAACAACAACCAACCUCAACCCGUUGAUCCGUUACAUAAGAAGGUAUCCCAUACUGAAUUUUGGGCAGCUUUUCAGAUGCUAGCCCAGGCAGUUACCACCAAUACUCACACCAAUGCUUCACCUCUGCAGGAAAAUAAUUCAGCAGCAGCACUAAUUCAUGACUUUAUGCAGAAGAAUCCGCCAAAGUUUUAUGGGUCGAGAGCAGGUGAAAACCCACAGAUGUAUAUUGAUGAAAUGAAGAAAAUUACACAGAUUAUGUAUGUGACCAAAGAAGAAUAUGUGGAGCUGGAUUCUUAUCGGUUGAAGGAUGUUUUCUAUGACUGGAUGCAGAUAUGGAAUAAGGGUAGAGAGGAAGAUACUGCUCCAUCGACUUGGCAGGAGCUCGAGAAUAGGUCGGUACCUUCCAGGUCUCAGGACAGUGUAAACAACCGGCCUCAUCCUCCUUCAUGCGCUAAGUGUGGUAAAGACCAUUUUGGGGAGUGUUAUAUGGGGCAGUGGGGCUGUUUUAGUUGUGGAAAGUUGGGCCACAUACUUAAAGACUGCCCGUAUACCAGACAGCAGAGUCGUGAUGCCCGUCCCCCAAGUCAGGCUACCAGUGCGCCCCCUCCUGCAGCUCUUCCAGUCCCUCCUAAGGGUGCUUCAUCUAGUACUGCUGGCGUUUAA
Molecule: messenger RNA, 687 nt
Organism: Capsicum annuum
Lineage: Eukaryota; Viridiplantae; Streptophyta; Magnoliopsida; Solanales; Solanaceae
Exons: 2
Coding region: 1-687 (228 amino acids)
Molecular function (GO): nucleic acid binding; zinc ion binding
Source: RefSeq, a predicted model, not a curated record